AUGACUCCUUUCGCAGAGGCUCUCAGGGAUCGGAAGGCAGAGAGAACCACGAUGUCCUGCCUUGGGUAUAGUGGUCGGGCCGCCUGCCUCCUCCUGCUGGGUAGCUGGUGGACGUACCGAAUCCUCCGCCGUUACUUCCUGGGGCAGGCGAAGGAGGCGAAGGAGGCGAAGGAGGCGAAGGAUGCGGGAGGCAUCGAGGGGGAGAGGUGUCAGCGCAAAUACCGCAGUACAGCUUCGUUCGGCUGUUCGCGGAGGGCGUGGGAUCAUAUGGAGGGCCUGCUGAAGGUGCUGGUGCCGCUCCUCGCCAUGACAGACGAAUUCAUCACGGGCUGGGCGGAGGCGAGCAUCCACUCCGGGGUCGAGCACGCCCACCACGGCAUGACCUACUUCUUCUUCCUGCUGUCUGGCCUGGCUGACCUCAACCCGACCUUCCUUCCGGACCUCGAUUACGUCACUCUCAUCCUCGCCACAGUCAUGCAUGCCUUCUGCAUUUUCUAUGACUUGCAUGGGCGGAAUUCGUUGGACUCUGAGGUCCAUUUGAUUCUGUUCUACGUCGUGUUGGCCUGCGCGGUGUCCACAGCCUUGGAGAUGUGCUACAAGAACAACGUUUUGCCCGCCCUCUGUCGGAGUUAUUUCACGCUUCUGCAGGGAACGUGGUAUUACCAGGUGUGGCGCCUGACCUCUCACCCUGGCGAAGAAUGGGAAAUCUACAGCCCUUCGCAACAGCUGGUUUCCCUGCUCUUCACGUGGCAUGUCGCAUGUGUUUUUCUCCUGGUGUUGGCUUGCGCUGCUUUCGUGAGGAGGAAGAGCGAUCCAGAACCGUUCUUAUUACCUCUCAAUAUUGUCCAGUUGAGGGAAAUGUCGUGGUGA
Molecule: messenger RNA, 870 nt
Organism: Penaeus indicus
Lineage: Eukaryota; Metazoa; Arthropoda; Malacostraca; Decapoda; Penaeidae
Product: transmembrane protein 45B-like
Exons: 5
Coding region: 1-870 (289 amino acids)
Source: RefSeq, a predicted model, not a curated record